Manduca sexta (tobacco hornworm) is the source of this 3088-nucleotide messenger RNA. RefSeq lists its product as uncharacterized. Gene Ontology annotation, cellular component: cytoplasm. Lineage: Eukaryota; Metazoa; Arthropoda; Insecta; Lepidoptera; Sphingidae. The record is from RefSeq and is a predicted model, not a curated record. The coding region runs from base 37 to 3000 and encodes 987 amino acids. Gene Ontology annotation, molecular function: beta-fructofuranosidase activity. The transcript is spliced from 2 exons. Gene Ontology annotation, biological process: carbohydrate metabolic process.
CACGCCACCACACACGACCCGGCAUCUUUAUCAGUUAUGGCUGCAUGGAUCAGUUCCUUAUUAUUUUUGUGCGUGAUCGCGUCAGUACAUCUCAAAUACUUGAGCGAAGAUGAAGACGCAAAGCGAGAGCUUGCGGAAUACAUUCAGGAAACGAAAAAAAGCAUCAAUCCUCGUUGGAGGCUGCACUACCACGUCAUACCGCCGGUGGGCUGGAUGAACGAUCCUAAUGGUUUCUCAUACUACAAAGGUGAAUACCAUCUAUUUUUCCAGUACUACCCUUACGAUAGUGUAUGGGGUCCGAUGCACUGGGGGCACUCUGUAAGCCCGAAUCUCGUCGACUGGAGGGAAUUACCCACUGCCUUAGCACCGGAUGAGGAAAUGUGCUUCUCGGGGAGUGCUCUCGUCGAUGGAGACAAACUAGUUCUGAUGUACACGGGCCGCUUGAACACCGACACGGAUCCUUUCUACAAUGAAACACAGUACUUAGCUUUCAGCGACGAUGGUGUUAAUUUCUACAAAUAUGAAGGAAACCCAGUCCUGGCGCGGACUCCAGACGGAGCUUAUGACUUCAGAGACCCCAAGAUAUGGAAGUAUGGAGACUAUUGGUACGUAGUUAUCGGAAGCAGUACGCAUGAUGCACGAGGCAGAGUCCUACUGUAUAGAUCACAAAAUUUAUACGAUUGGGAAUUCUUAACGGUACUCGGAGAAUCCAAUGGAGAAUUAGGAUACAUGUGGGAGUGUCCCGACUUUUUUGAAUUAGAUGGCAAGUACAUUCUCCUCAUGUCUCCCCAAGGACUGGAGCCUCAAGGCGAUAGAUACAAAAAUACCCACCAGACAGGCUAUAUUAUUGGCAGCUUUAAUUACGAGACAUUUGAAUUUGUCCCGGAAGUAGACUUUCAAGAGCUUGACUUCGGACACGACUUCUACGCGACCCAAACCCUUGACGCUGACGGUAAGAGGAUUGUGGCUGGUUGGUUUUCGAUGUGGGAAUUGCCACACCCGGAAGACGUCGACGGCUGGGCGGGCGCUAUAACCAUCAUGAGAGAGUUAAAACUUUCUGGUAAUCGACUCCUCCAGCAACCACUUGAUGAAAUGUUGUCACUUCGAAAUGGAUCGGUACAUAAUGGCUCUUUCAAUAAAGAUGAGUCGCUAGUAUUCGAGAAGACAGGAGAACUCAUUAUCAAUGGUGACUUGGAACAGAAAAUUGAACUAGAGAUCGCGGGGACGAACGGUGGCAACAACAUUUGGAUCAGAUGGGAGCCGGAGGUCAAAAAGGUUGUGGUAGACAGGGGCGGUGACGUUAGACAAGUGGAGUGGAGUCCCAUCGGGUCGCGCUCGUGGAGGUUGUUCCUGGACGCCAGCUCGCUGGAGCUGUUCUGCGGCGAGGGUGAGGUGGUGUUCAGCACGCGCUUCUACCCCGAUGGAGACCUACGAGUGAACAGUUUUAGUGACCAGAGCCUCAACGUGGAAGCGUACAAACUGGGACGAAGCGUGCCUCGCAGCGCCGGACACCAUUCGAUAUCUUUAUCAGUCAUGGCCGCGUGGAUCAGUUGCUUAGUUUUCCUGUGCGCGUUCGCGUCAGUACAUCUCAAGUACUUGAGUGAAGACGAAAAUGCUAAGAAGGAGCUCGCGGAAUACAUCCAGAAGAAGAAGGCGAGCAUCAACCCUCGCUGGAGGCUGCACUACCACGUCAUGCCGCCCGUCGGCUGGAUGAACGACCCUAACGGCUUCUCGUAUUACAAAGGAGAAUACCAUCUGUUCUAUCAGUACUACCCCUAUGCCAGCGUGUGGGGACCCAUGCACUGGGGCCACUCCGCCAGCUCGAACCUCAUCGACUGGAGGGAACUACCGACUGCUCUUGUCCCAGAUAAGGAGCAAUGCUUCUCGGGAAGUGGUAUUGUCGAUAAAGACACCCUUGUCCUGAUGUACACUGGCCACGUCAUCACUGACAAAGAUCCAUUCUAUAACGAAACACAGUAUUUAGCUUUCAGCGACGAUGGCGUCAACUUCCACAAGUAUGAGGGAAAUCCAGUCCUCUCUGUGUCACCGAACGGAACAGCCGACUUUAGGGAUCCCAAGGUAUGGAGGCAUGGAGAUUAUUAUUAUGUAGUUCUCGGCAGCAAGACAACCGACAAGCGAGGGAGGGUACUCUUGUACAGAUCGCAAAAUUUGUAUAACUGGGAAUUUCUGAAAGUGCUGGGAGAGUCUCACGGAGAGUUAGGUUAUAUGUGGGAAUGUCCUGACUUCUUCGAGCUGGAUGGGAAGCACGUCCUUCUCAUGUCUCCUCAGGGAGUUGCUCCUCAGGGCGACAGAUACAAAAACACCUUCCAAACUGGAUACCUUAUCGGCAACUUUAAUUAUGAUACUUUUGAAUUUGUUCAAGAAGUCAGUUUCCAAGAGCUUGAUUUCGGACACGACUUCUACGCAACCCAGACCAUAGAUGCUGACGGUAAAAGGGUUGUGGUCGCUUGGUUCGCGAUGUGGGAGGUGCCGCAUCCUGAAGACGUCGACGGUUGGGUGGGGGCGAUGACCAUCAUGAGAGAAUUGAAAAUUUCUGGUAACCGCAUUCUCCAAAAACCUUUGGAUGGCAUGCUGUCGCUGAGAAAUGGAUCAGUACACAACGGCCCCGUUGACAGGAACGAGUCGCUUGUAUUCGAGAAGACAGGAGAGCUCAUCAUCAACGGUGAUCUUGCGAAGAAAAUCGAACUGGAAAUCGUCGGAACUAACGGAGGUAACAAGACCUGGAUCCGGUGGGACCCAGCUGUUGGCAAGGUAGCAGUUGACAGGAACGGCGACGUGAGGCAGGUGGAAUGGAGCCCAAUCGGGUCGCACUCAUGGAGGCUGUUCCUGGACGCCAGCUCGCUGGAACUGUUCUGCGGCGAGGGUGAAGUGGUGUUCAGUACCCGCAUCUACCCCGACGGCGACUUGAAGGUGAAUAACUUGAGUGACCAGAGCCUCAACGUGGAAGCCUACAAACUGAGACGAAGCGUGCCCGCUUAAUAAAGAUGUAUCCCGAUCCUGCAUUACUAGUAUUAUAAAUAUUGCAUUGGCUUCAAAUUAAUUAUGUGCGUAAGAAUUUUAAAUUGUU